CGCCCCCCGGGCAGGUGGAGAAGCCGAAGGUGAGCGGCGUGACGCUGGACGCCAUGACGGUGAGCUGGGAGGAGCCUGAGGAAGAUGGAGGGACCCCCAUCACCGGAUACUGGCUGGAGAGGAAGGAGACCACCGGGAAGCGCUGGACCCGAGUGACCCGGGACCCGAUCCGACCAAUGGGAAUGGGCGAGAGCUUCACCGUGAGCGGGCUCAUCGAGGGCUCGCAGUACCUGUUCAGGGUCUGCGCCCUCAACGCCACGGGGCCCGGGCCCUACAGCGCCCUCACAGACCCCAUCUUCGCCAGAGACCCCAUCUCCCCGCCCUCUCCCCCCACCCCCAAGAUCUCUGAUUGGACCAAGUCCUCUGUGGACCUGCACUGGAUUCCGCCCCUGAAGGACGGAGGCUCCAAGAUCAUUGGUUAUUGGGUGGAGUCCAAGGAGGAGGGCACCGAGGCCUGGGUGAAGGCGAAAGAGACGGAGAUCCGCGGCACCCGGCUGGUGAUCGCCGGCCUGAAGACUGGCGGAAAAUAUAAGUUCAGGGUGACCGCUUUCAACACUGCCGGUAACGGAGAACCUGGAGAGGUUCCCGAGGCGCUCGAGGUCAACGACAGAACCA
Notothenia coriiceps (black rockcod) is the source of this 615-nucleotide messenger RNA. NCBI's taxonomy places the organism in Eukaryota, Metazoa, Chordata, Actinopteri, Perciformes, Nototheniidae. The record is from RefSeq and is a predicted model, not a curated record.